AUGGAGGAGAUCUUCAAGGAUCAAGACUUUUGGUCCUUCAACGAGUCGUCUAUAAACUCCAGCGUCAGCAAUGAGACCCAUGGUGUGAACCAGACAGUGAACCCCCUGAGACGGAAUGAAGAGGUGGCCAAAGUGGAAGUCACUGUGCUGGCCUUGGUGCUGUUCUUGGCACUAGCUGGUAACCUUUGCGUCCUUAUUGCGAUCCACACAGCCAAGCACACUCAAUCACGCAUGUAUUACUUUAUGAAGCACCUUAGCAUUGCAGACCUGGUGGUGGCUGUCUUCCAGGUUCUGCCUCAACUCAUUUGGGACAUCACCUUUCGCUUCUAUGGACCAGAUAUCCUAUGUAGGUUGGUGAAAUAUCUUCAGACCGUCGGGAUGUUCGCCUCCACAUACAUGCUGGUGCUGAUGUCCAUUGACAGAUGUAUUGCGAUCUGUCAGCCUCUUCGUUCUUUACACAAGAGAAAGGACCGAUGUUACGUGAUUUUUUCUUGGGCACUAAGCUUAGUUCUCAGUGUCCCACAAGUUCAUAUAUUCUCCUUACGGGAGGUUGGUACUGGAGUGUAUGAUUGCUGGGGAGAUUUCGUGCAGCCUUGGGGAGCAAAAGCCUACAUUACAUGGAUAAGUCUGACAAUAUACAUCAUACCAGUGGCCAUACUGAGCGUCUGCUACGGACUGAUAAGCUUUAAAAUAUGGCAAAACUUUAAAAGGAAAACGAGGGACCCGUGCAUUACUCUCACAUCUACGGCAUCGAAAACCUACGCGCUCGCGCGGGUCAGCAGCGUCAGGCUCAUCUCCAAGGCCAAAAUCACCACUGUUAAAAUGACUUUUGUUAUUGUGCUGGCUUAUAUAGUGUGCUGGACUCCGUUUUUCUUCGUACAGAUGUGGUCAGCCUGGGAUCCAGAAGCACCAACAGAAGCCAUGCCCUUCAUCAUCUCCAUGUUACUGGCCAGCCUGAACAGCUGCUGUAACCCCUGGAUCUACAUGUUUUUCGCUGGGCAUCUAUUCCACGACCUGAAGCAGAGCCUGCUGUGUUGUUCCACGCUCUAUCUGAAGUCCUCUCAGUGCCGCUGUGAUCUGGAGCACGACUCGCGCAAGAGCAACUCUUCCAACUAUGUUAUCAAAAGCACCAGCAGCCAGAGGAGCAUCACCCAGACCUCCGUCACAUAAGUCAGACAUCCAAUUUUUCUGACAUUUUUGAAAGACUGGGAGAUUCAGAUGAAGGAAAGGACAGUUAAACUAUAAAUUAAUUUGGCACACAAGACUGGAAUUGAAGCUAAAUCUCACAAUCAAGUUCACCUCAGUUUUGUUUUCUUUUGGGAAUUAAUCAGAAUGUCAUUUAAU
Messenger RNA from Xyrauchen texanus (razorback sucker), 1344 nucleotides. Its product is annotated as isotocin receptor-like. The coding region runs from base 1 to 1170 and encodes 389 amino acids. The record is from RefSeq and is a predicted model, not a curated record. The transcript has 2 exons. Gene Ontology annotation, biological process: regulation of systemic arterial blood pressure by vasopressin; G protein-coupled receptor signaling pathway; female pregnancy. Gene Ontology annotation, cellular component: membrane. Gene Ontology annotation, molecular function: peptide binding; oxytocin receptor activity; vasopressin receptor activity. NCBI's taxonomy places the organism in Eukaryota, Metazoa, Chordata, Actinopteri, Cypriniformes, Catostomidae.